ACAUAAAAACCGGCGGCACCAAAACCCAGAAGGAAAAAGUAAUUAAGGGGGGAAAAAAAGGAUGUGGGGGAGGUGAUGGUCCGAUGGAGCACGACGUAUCUCAUGUUCAUGUCUAUGGAAGUCAAAUUUAAUCAAUCACCAUCGCCAUUAACACCAAUGCACAGCGCCAUUAGCUUUUAAUCGGCGGGCAUAGCGCUUCAGUGGCUGCUGCCUUGCUGCAUCUCAAAUUUUGAUCCUGGAGGCUGGCUGUCCAGAGGCAUUCCUGAAUUGAUUGAUUCGGUACCGGUGUAAUGGCUCGAAAUCCUUCCCUCCAGCCGGAGAUCGGCCCCGACGGCCUCCCUAGAGAAGCUCCCGUCAUCGCCUACACCGAGAAGAUAAUCGAGGAAGAACAGCUUCAACUGAAGAAAUACAUUCAAGAAAACUACUCUAAGAUUCGUGAUGUCGAACGGGAGCUGGCGAAUCUUUCCAUGGAAAUGAAGCUGACUGCUGGACCAAAGAAAGCAGCACUCGAGCUCUUGAGAAAGAAAAUACAGGCUUCAACUGAAAGAAUUCGAGUGGCGAAGCAGAAGGAAGAACAGGCACAAAAGGCCUGGGAAGCAGCAUCAAAGGUGGUCAAGGAGGAGGAAGCAUUGAAGCAGAAGCUGUGCGAAGACCUAUCAAAUCUGGUUCAAGAAAGCAGUAACUCUCAGUAUUCUAGACUGGAGGAAUUGAAAAGACGACUUGCAGCUCUUAAUCCAAGUAGAUCAUCAUCUGUCACUCUGGAUGGGAAACCAGUGCAAUCUGUUGAAAGUGGUACCAGCCAGGGUGCUUCCUCAGUUCCUCGCAUGUCAGAAGCUAGUGGAAUAACUGAAAAUACAGAUAAAAAAGGAAGUUCUGGGGAUUCUAGAGCCACAAACAGACAAAAUCAAGAGUCUCCAAUUGAGGGAGAAGGCAGGGCAAAGAACAAGAUCCAGUUCCAUGGAAGAGGGAAGGGGAUCGGGGCAGUUCCGAAAGGUAAGAAUUCAGGGCCUGGCUGGACUGGGGCUGGGUUUGAUGUGGACGGUAGAACUUGAGAUUGAGAAUGCAAAUUCAAAACUUUCUGCCUUCUCUGUUCCGGGAUUAUGUGUAAGGAAGUUCUCAUUCUGUUUAAGAGUGUUCAUUAUUUCUGCACUGAGCCAUCCAAUUACUUGGUGUGCAUAUUCCCGUCUUUGAAUGCCACGAUAACCUUUUCUGA
Punica granatum (pomegranate) is the source of this 1213-nucleotide messenger RNA. The record is from RefSeq and is a predicted model, not a curated record. NCBI's taxonomy places the organism in Eukaryota, Viridiplantae, Streptophyta, Magnoliopsida, Myrtales, Lythraceae.